UAAACCAAAACCCGAGCCCCGAGACGAGACGGCGACACCACACUCAACCAACAGUCGCGCACCAGCAGAGGAGGAGGAGGAGCCGAGGAGGAGGAGGAGGAGGCGCCCCACCUCACGCGGCGGCGCGGGCCCAGGCGGUUGUGAGCGGCGGCCUCGGCGGCGGUGAGGAGGAGCGGAGAGAGGAGAGAGAGAGAGAGAGUCGCGGUGUCGUCAGGGUGAGAGGAGUCAGAUGCGUGCGGAAUGGGGAAGCCCGUCGAUGUGGAGCUCGGCGGCGCGGGAGGCCUCGAGAUCGCCGGCGGAGGAGGGGGACGAGUGUGGGCCGUCUCCCGGGCGAUCGGCCGCGCCGCGUCGUUCCGGUGCGUGUUCGUGCUCGCCCUCUCCGUGGGGGUCCUCGUCCCGACGCUGCUCCUCCUCGUGCCCACCCGCGGGCACGGGUUCCUCUCCGACGACCCCGACGUGCUCGCAGCUGAAAUCCAGGUUGGUUUUACCUUGGAAAAGCCAGUGUCAUUCCUUGCUGCUCACAGGGACAAACUAGGGGGUGACAUAUAUGAAGAGAUCGGUGUACCUAAUAGCAAGGUUUCCAUUGUUUCAAUGAGCUCUUUGACCUCUAAAUACUCCACACAUGUGGUUUUUAGUGUUCUUCCUUCUCCAAAAGAUGCCUCAAUAAGUUUGCCUGCCCUAAGUGUGCUGAGAUCAUCCUUAAUAGAGAUGAUGCUAAAUCAGGUGAACCUAUCGUUGACACCAUCACUUUUUGGCCAUCCAUCUUCUGUUGAGCUGUUGAGGUUCCCCGGAGGAAUCACUGUAAUUCCUGAGCAGUCUGGUUAUGUAUGGGCGGAUCCUCUAUUCAACUUUGUGUUGAAUAAUUCCAUUUAUCAGAUCUUGGGUAAUAUUACAGAGCUAAAGGACCAGCUGAAGCUUGGAUUGAACUUGUCCUAUGAGAAAGUAUAUUUGCAGUUCAGGAAUGAGAUUGGUUCUUCAGUUGAUGCCCCAGCAACCAUUGAGGCCUCUGUGCUAGACGGGAGCAGCACUGUUUUGCCAUAUAGUAGAUUGAAACAGCUAGCUCAGCUAAUAAAAGAACCCAAUGCAAGAAACCUUGGGCUUAAUCACUCUGUAUUCGGUAAGGUAAAAGGUGUUCAGCUUUCAUCAUACCUGCAGCGCUCAAUCUCAGAUUUAUCUCCGAGCCCAUCUCCUUCACCAUCUCCAUCCCCUUCUUCAAGUGUACCACCAUCUUUGUCGCCAUCUGGCAGCAUCCAUUACCCUACACCUCCAACAUAUAUGAACCCAAGUCUUCCUCCUCAAGCAUUCCCCCCUCUUCCUGACAGAAAUCCUUGCUUUCCAUGUUUUAAUUGCAACCACUUCCCUCCAGCUGGUAACCCAACGGGAAAACCACCCUGUUUUGGUAGAGACCCUAAGCUACCACCAUUUAUACACUCGCUGCAGCCAUCUGUUGCUCCUUCCCCUCCACCUACGGAAUCAUAUCUUUCGCCAACUUUUCAACCAAUUCCUGGGCACGCAGAUCAUCCCCACCCUGUACCAACUCCCAAUCAUUUACCUGGUGCAGCCCCUGGACCAACUUAUCAAAUGAUGCCAAUACCUUCACCAUCAUUGCCUGUGUUUAGACCUUCAGUGCCUCCAUGGAAGAAACGAAAAAAUCAACCAGCCAAGUCUCCCCCGUCAAUUGCUCCUUCCCCAUAUUUUCUCCAUUCCUGAAGUGAGACUUGGCUGGUGCCCUAGACUGUUUGCCAUCCAUUAUCUACAGAGUAAUUCAGUGUGGAAGGUCACUGUGGUUGCAAAUUUUGUUGCUUGAAACUUCUUGAAGCGCGGAUGCAAUCAUGAGCAAUCGUACUGCAAAAGGCAGGUUUUGCUUAUCGGUAACUUCUAACUGUUUGGUGGAUUCCGGCACAUCAGAGUUCGAGUAUAACUGUAGAUAUAGGUCUGUACUCCGUAUUAUGCUAAUUUACUAGGGCUUUUAUGUCACGAAGGUGACUGCCCUACACCUUUACCAGAAACUAAGUUCUCACUAAAGGGCUGAGCACUUAUGGUAGAGGAUGUAAUGACUUACCAUAGUCAAAUUGAUAGUGUAACACUAUCUUGCAAUACAAAACUUUUCUUUUCAUGUCACAUCAACGUACAGAGCAUAAGCAUAAUACAACACGUAAACACCCAUCUUUCUGCGAUAUUUCUUGUGUGUUUAUUUU
Messenger RNA from Oryza brachyantha (malo sina), 2198 nucleotides. RefSeq names its product ESX-1 secretion-associated protein EspK-like. Lineage: Eukaryota; Viridiplantae; Streptophyta; Magnoliopsida; Poales; Poaceae. The record is from RefSeq and is a predicted model, not a curated record. The transcript is spliced from 5 exons. Bases 241 to 1710 code for a protein of 489 amino acids.